AGCUGCAGCAGUGGGCUCACUUCCUAUCACUGCGAGGGGCGUAGAGGAUGUGACAUGGGGUGAUAUGAGAACAGAGAAAAGUAGACAGAAAGAGGGAGGGGGCAGAUGCAAGACAACUGGCACACAAAACAGUCAUACGCAGGAGAGAAAUAGAACGGAGUGGCAAUGAAAAAGCUUUAGAUUCAAGACACGAGAACAAGGACUAAUACAAUAAAAGGCGAGCUGACAAAAGGGGGGACAGAGAGCCGAGAGGAGGGUCGGGAGGAGCAGACGCUGUGAAAAGGAUGUAAAAACAAAGAGGGAUCUGCAGGAUUUAUGACUCACUGAGACAUUCACAGUCUGAAGAGAAAGGUGAGAACAGCAGAAGAGAACUCAAGGACUACUUCUUCAUAUUUUAUCUCGCAUUCAACUUGUGUCGUCCAACCUUGCAGUUCACUUUUACCCCCUCCACUUUGAUGGGAGAAAAUACACACCGCAUGAUUUCUACCUUCACACCGCUCUGCACAUUCCGACACAUUGAAGUACAGCUGGGCUCGAUCUCACACUGAACAAAGACUGAUGAACCUGAUGAUCAAACCCUGAAGAUAUCAUUCGUCUGACAAAAUGACCACCUCCGCGCUUUUUACACUUUCGGGACUCAUAUCCGAUUCAAACUCGUCUACUUCAUCCCUCUACUCUGCCAGCUCUCUACCCCCGUCGUCCUCUCCCUUUCAUAACUCCACCACUGACUUCCAAAACCAGACCGUCUGUUCAGCUGAAGAUGAGGCUCUCCGCUGGCCGCUGGCAGUCUUAUACUCUCUGUUCUUCCUUUUUGGUCUUGUGGGUAACCUCUUUGCUUUAUGGGUCUUCCUUUUCCUCCAUGCAAGCCGCAACUCUGUGCGAGUGUUCCUCAUCAACUGUGCUGUGGCUGAUCUGGUCCUCCUAGCGUUUCUGCCCUUCAGAGUCUUCUACCAUAUUAACGGAAACAAGUGGGUGCUGGGAUCUGUAGCCUGCAAAGCUGUGGGGAACCUCUUCUACAUGAACAUGUACAUCAGUAUUGCAUUGCUGGGGCUUAUCAGCUUGGACAGGUACUUGAGGCUGAAGGGGAAAGGCAAAGCGCGGAGGGGAAUGAGGAUAAGGCUGUGUGGGCGGAGCUGGCCAUGGAGCUGGGUGGCCUGUGGGGUGCUGUGGGGAUUUUCUCUGAUGGCAGUGGUACCCAUGAUUGCUACAGCCGAGGACAAGGAGAAUAAUAAUAAAUGUUUCCAGUACAAGCAGCGAAACAUAGCUAAAGGCAAAGCCUACUUCAAUGGUGUGCUGGUACUGAUGUUCUGGCUCAUCUUCUUCAUGAUGGUGGCCUCUUAUGCAAGGGUAGCUGCCCAGUUGCUGAAGGUGUCACGAGACAAACCGGACCUUCCCAACGCACAGCGGUACCAACGGACUGCCAAGAAAUCCUUCUUCGUCCUCUUCCUGUUCACUGUGUGCUUCGGUCCGUACCACGCCUUCCGUCCCGUCUACAUUCUGUCCCAGCUCAGCCAAACAAUAUCCUGCGACUACUUGCACCUAGUGGACCGUACAAAUGAGGUGAUGCUGUUAUUUUCGGCUUUCAACAGCUGUUUGGAUCCGGUCAUGUAUUUUCUGUUAUCUGGAUCAGUGCGUAAAACAGCUCUCCGGACACUUGGGGACCGACUCGGAAACAGACUUCGCUCUCUCAACGACGUGACAUUCAACAGCUCGACUGUGGACUACAGACGAUCAUCUGCACCCAACCUUGAAGUAAACCGUGUAUCAAACACACCACGGAGCAGUAUCUGUGCGAGCAACACCACACUGCGCCGCACAGACAUGACUACCCUUCCACCUACUCGACAAAAAUAACAAAAAAAUCCAAGUUGAACUGAACGGCCAAAGUCUCCACCUACAGACGGCUUCUUUUAUAUUGUACUUUGCUGUUUUGUCAUUUCUUUUUUUAAUUGAUUGUAUUUUGGUUAAAACAAUAAAUUACUUUUAAUCGUGA
This is a messenger RNA of Sphaeramia orbicularis (orbiculate cardinalfish), 1993 nucleotides long. RefSeq names its product G protein-coupled receptor 34a (gene gpr34a). The coding region runs from base 604 to 1854 and encodes 416 amino acids. Gene Ontology annotation, cellular component: membrane. The record is from RefSeq and is a predicted model, not a curated record. The transcript has 2 exons. Gene Ontology annotation, biological process: G protein-coupled receptor signaling pathway. Gene Ontology annotation, molecular function: G protein-coupled purinergic nucleotide receptor activity. NCBI's taxonomy places the organism in Eukaryota, Metazoa, Chordata, Actinopteri, Kurtiformes, Apogonidae.